AUGGUCUGCCUUAAGACUCUGUCCGUGUUCCUUGCGGCAUUCGCUGCCGCUGAUGCCCGCGCAGUCUUCAAGACUCAGGGCCACAAGAACAGCGAAAUGAUUCCAGACAACUACAUUGUUGUCAUGAAGGAUGGUGUCUCCCAAGAUGACUUCAAGGCCCACAUCUCCUCCGUCGCCAGCAUCCACAGCACCAACAAGGCCAAGCGAGGCACCAACACUCAGGGCAUGAAGCGCGAAUUCGACAUCAUGAACUGGAGAGGUUACCACGGCCACUUCGACCGCGACACCCUCGAGGAGAUCCUCAAUGACUCCAAGGUCGAUUACGUUGAGCAGGACCAGGUCGUGAGAAUCUCUGGCCUUGUCACUCAGCGCAGUGCUCCCAGCUGGGGUCUCGGACGUGUCUCUCACCGACAGGCUGGUAGCCGUGACUACGUCUUCGACGACUCCGCCGGCCGUGGUGUCACCAUCUACGGUGUUGAUACCGGUAUUGAUAUUAACCACCAGGACUUCCGUGGACGUGCUCGUUGGGGUACUAACACCGCUGACCGUGAUAACGCUGAUCGUCACGGCCACGGCACCCACACUGCAUCUACCUUCGCUGGUACUGCUUAUGGUAUUGCUAAGAACGCCAACAUUGUUGCCGUUAAGGUCCUUGGCUCUGAUGGCUCUGGUAGCACCAGUGGAAUCAUUGCUGGUAUCAACUACUGUGUCCAGGAUGCUCAACAGCGUGGUAUCCUCGGAAAGGCUGCUAUGAACUUGUCUCUCGGUGGUGGCUUCAGUCAGGCCAACAACGAUGCUGUUACUCGUGCCCAGAACGCCGGUAUCUUCGUUGCCGUCGCUGCUGGUAAUGACAACAGAGACGCCCGUAACUACUCCCCUGCCUCUGCUCCAGCUGUCUGCACCGUCGCCUCUUCUACCAUCAACGACAGCAAAUCCUCCUUCUCCAACUGGGGCCCAGUUGUUGACAUCUAUGCUCCUGGCUCCGACAUCAUUGCUGCUCGCCCAGGUGGUGGCAGCACUACCAUGUCCGGUACCUCCAUGGCCUCUCCCCACGUCGCUGGUAUGGGUGCCUACAUGAUUGGAAUGGGCGCCGACCCCCGCCAGGUCUGCGACCGCCUCAAGCAGCUCGCCACCGCUGCCAUCCGCAACCCUGGUUCCAGCACCACCAACCGCCUCCUCUACAACGGAAGCGGCCAGUAA
Trichophyton verrucosum HKI 0517 is the source of this 1200-nucleotide messenger RNA. RefSeq lists its product as uncharacterized. Gene Ontology annotation, biological process: proteolysis. The record is from RefSeq and is a predicted model, not a curated record. Bases 1 to 1200 code for a protein of 399 amino acids. The transcript is spliced from 4 exons. Gene Ontology annotation, molecular function: serine-type endopeptidase activity. NCBI's taxonomy places the organism in Eukaryota, Fungi, Ascomycota, Eurotiomycetes, Onygenales, Arthrodermataceae.